GGGAGGAGCGAAAGUCAGACAGGAGGUGCCCGUAGCCUUACUUUAUGAUUUGAUUAUUCCCAUCUUUUUCUUACCAAAUAAUAGCGCCGCGCUUUGCCGCCGCGUCGCUUUGUGUUCGUGUAUUCUUCAACAAGCCAGCCAGCUACUAAACCAAAUCUUAGCGACAACCAAAAAUUAGAGAAGCAACUCUACCCGGACAGUCGUUUGCGCCCCCCUCCCGUCCCCCCCCCGUCUCCCCCUCGCCGGAGGAUUCCCCGGCUGGACGGUGCGUUCCCGUCUGAGACUCUCCAUGCCAGUGGCGGCGAGGAGAAACCCGAAACCAAAGCACACCCCGGUCCGAGGAGGAGAGGCGGAGAGCCCGCCGCCGUCUUUACGCACCAACCGUGUGGACAAAAUAAAUGGGAGUCCGGCCGUUUCUGCGCUACGCGUCCAGUGGAGAGCGGCUGACUCGGGACGCGCGAUGAGAACGGGUCCGGCCCGCGCCAGCCUGUGUGUGGAUACCCGCUCCGCGUCGUCCACCCAACGCGUGUAGCUGCGCCGCGCGGGAACGUGCGUGCCUGCGCGUCGGGACUCGUUGACCCCGAGAAGAAGCAAGUUUUAAGCGGGCGCCGCGAUCGCCGCCUGCAUCCCCGGGAGCCGCAAACGCCUCACAUCCAAACAGCGACACGGAGAUGUGAAUCCCGCGGCUCGUGCUCCUCUCUCCUCCUCCUCCUCCUCCUGCAGCCACCCGGAGAGCGCGCGCAGAGCUGGCCAGAGGUCGACGGAAGCAACGACGGAUGAGACAAGAAGAAAAGUGAGCCCAGAAUAAAAGAAGGCAACGAACAGCGACCCCCAGGUCGACAGAGGACCAUGUUUGUCCCCCUGCCGGUCCCCUUCGUCUUUCAGAGAACAGCGUCCGACUACAGCGCCUGGAGACUCAAGUCCUCGCUGGCUCCGCGGUCCAGCCCCGACAUCAGGAUGUCUAAAGCAGCAGAGGAGGAGAAGCCUGGGACUGAGUAUCCAGGGGACAGUUCAGACUCUAACAGGAACAGCCCCGAUGACCAGGUCCAGCCGAUGAAAACAAGCCCUUCAGACGUCUCCCCAACACGGACCGUCAGCAAGGGAAAAGGCGAGGAGAGCUGUGAGAUGAUCCACACCACCAUCCCCCCUGCUCCACCUACACCUCCCUCCCAGCAACAGCUACAGCAGCAGCAACAGCUACAGCUACAACAGCAGCAGCAACAGCAGCAACAGCUGCAACAGCUACAACAGCACCAACAGCAGCAACAGCAGCAGCAACAGCAGCAGCACCACCAGCUGAUGCUGGCUGGCAGUCAGCUAGCAGGGCUCGCCGCCCUCCUCCCGGCCCAGCAGCAGCUGCUCCUCCAGCAGGCUCAGGCUCAGCUCCUGGCGGCCGCUGUUCAGCAGUCCAACGCCGCGCACGCCGCCCAUGCAGCCCACGCCGCCCACGCCGCCGCCCAGCAACAGGCCAACCAGCAGCAGCAGCAGAACCAGUCACAAUCUCAGCAGCAGCAAACCAAACAGGAACAAACUGUCCAAGUCCCGCCUCCCCAACAGCUGGCCCUGUCCCAGCCAAUCCAGCUCACAGCCCAGGACAUCCAGCAGCUGUUGCAGCUCCAGCAGCUGGUUUUGAUGCCCGGUCAUCCUCUCCAGUCCCCUGCACAGUUCCUCCUGUCUCAGCCAGCUCAGGGGCAGCAGCAGCAGGGUUUGCUCGCGACACAAAAUCUGAUCCAGCUACCUCAGCAAAGCCAAGGGGGACUACUGACAACCCCCCCUCGCAUGGGCCUCCAAGCACAGAGGGAGAAGAGCAGCGAUGUUGGUGGGAGCGGCGGAGGCGGUUCCAUGGUUGCCACCGGCAGCAGCGGCGUCGUGACGUCUGUAGGAUCCACCUCAGCAGCCGGCAGCACCAUGGGCUCCUCGCUGACAUCCGCAUUGACCCCCGGGGGUCACGGGGGUCACAUGGGCGAGGAGCCCAGCGACCUGGAGGAGCUGGAGCAGUUUGCCCGCACCUUCAAACAACGACGCAUCAAGCUGGGAUUCACCCAGGGCGACGUCGGCGUGGCGAUGGGCAAACUGUACGGCAACGACUUCAGCCAGACCACCAUCUCCCGAUUCGAAGCUCUCAACCUGAGCUUUAAGAACAUGUGCAAGCUGAAGCCGCUGCUGGAGAAGUGGCUGAGUGACGCAGAAAACAUGGCAGUAGACAGCAUGCUGCCCAGCCCUUCCUCUCUCUCCUCCCCCAUGCUGGGCAUCGAGGGUCUGUCCGGCCGGCGCAGGAAGAAACGCACCAGCAUCGAGACCAACGUGCGAGUGGCCUUAGAGCGCAACUUCCACAUGAACCAGAAGCCUACCUCGGAGGAGAUCCUGCUCAUGGCCGAGCAGCUCAACAUGGAGAAGGAGGUGAUCCGCGUUUGGUUCUGCAACCGCAGGCAGAAGGAGAAACGCAUCAACCCGUCCAGCAGCACCACGCCUCCCCUGCCCAGCCAGACGUCGCCCAUCGGGACACACAAAGCCUGCUACAGCCCGCACAUGAUAUCGAGUCACGGUCUGUCCCAGGUCACCACCUGCCUCAGCACAACAGCUGCGAGCUCUUCAGCAUCCUGCCCCAUGACUCCCGUCAGCUCCGCCACAGUUGGCUCCUCCUCUUCUUCUGUGACUCCGCCCCCUCACAGCACAGCUAGCCCCGUCCCUCCCACCACCGGGAUCACAAUGAUGGGAGUAAGCACAGGGAUGAACCAGGCCCUCAUCGGCAGCCACCCCCUGGCUACCAUGCAAGCUCUGGCAGCCGGCAGCGGCCAGCCACCCAUCUCCGGCCCCGAGGGGGGAGCGGCUCACAUGCUCCUGGGCGGUCCCGGGUGUCCCACCGUACCCCACUCCCUCCGGCCCUCCUUCUUCCUCAACCGCCCGACCCUCCUCCCCAUGGUGACCGGCUCCAUGGCGACGCCCUCGACGCCCGCAAUGGGACUGGUCAGCGGCGUCGGCGGGUGCCGCCCGCGGCUCUCCUUUUGCCAGUCUCCGCCCCCUGGCGCCAGCGACGCCAUGAGCCCGACAUCGUGCCACGAGGAGUCCCCGUCCCCUUGCUCAAGCCCCGCCUCCUUCUGUUCCUUCAGCGAAGCCUCGCCGCCGCCCCUGGGAGGGGCCAUGGCAGAGUGAUCUCCGACUGACAGCCAAAGUAUCAGCAGAGGACGAGGAGGAGGAAGAAGAGGAAGAGUAAACGGAGCUUUAAAAAAAUCUUAAAUUUACAAACCUCGUCUUUAACCAAAGCCAUCUCUCUGUCCGAUCCGUCUCCCAUAGCGCGUCUCUCUCUCUGUGUACCUGCUGGAGUCUUCUAAAGCCAAAAAUAUACACCGACGGAUGACGGGAGCCAGCAGAGAGAGAGGGAGGAUGGAGAGGAUGGAGAGAACUGAAGAGCGGAGGAGGGGGGGGGGGGAUUUUAAACCAAAUAGUGAUCUACAGCUGGAGAACUGGCGCUGAGGAGUGUUGUUUUUGUGCUUGGCAGCGGAGGGCCGGGAUGAGAAGCCAGACUGUGUGUGAAAAAACGGGAGGUAACCGAAUUAAAAAACAAAAGAAACAAGAAACAAAAGAUGCUCAAAGGGGGAAACACAAAUAAACAAAGAUUAAAACCAAAAUCUCCAAAUACCAAAAAACUGAAAACCAAAAAAGACAACAAACGAGAAAAAAACAAGCAAACGGAGAGAAAAGCUUUAGUUCACAUCCUGAUCCGUCCAGGUUCAGUUCACUUCACCCUCCUUCUUCAUGCAACCAUCAAGCAUUCUACUCAGGAUUUCCUUUAGUCCCAUUUCCAGGUUUUAUACAACAUUGAUCAUUUUGUAUUCAUCACUCUUUAUGGUAUUCCUCGUGAAGCGUCCCACAUGCAGGAUAUCUACCUCUCGCUUUACAGCGUUACACUGACGAACGUACCUUGCAUUGGAAAAGACUGUGUUUGUUUUGCACAGCCUGCCGUGGCAGACGGGUGGGGUUUACCGCCAGUAUUGAGAUAGCGAGAUAGAUCUCAACACCAGCUAACUGGAGUUCAAAGCUAACGUCAGAAAGCUGGUAUUCAUUAAAUCUCACCACGUGGUGGAAGACGCCCCACUGGCACGUCAACGGGACGAAACCUGCAUGAUGUAUUGUUUUCUUUCUUUAAAAUAGCCACAAUGUUUUGGGGAAAUUAUUUUAAAUUCAUUUAAAAAGAACAUUCCCAUCAGGUUUUUCAUCGCCAUUGUCAUCAUCCAUAUUGUCAUUGUUGUCGUUAACGUCUGCUCGAGUGCACACACUCACCCCUUCUUCUGCCGCCCACCAGGAGGACCCCCGGGGGGACGUGGACACGUUUAUUCUCCUUUAUUCAUUAUCGCCCCACACGCGCUCGUACCACCUCCAUGUCCCCCUCCACACCGCUCCUCUACCACCAGACAGCCACCUGGAUACCAAAGCACGGCCUCUGGCAGCGUUGUCUCUCGAUUCGCCCGGGAGACGGGUGUCCACUCUGCAGAGUCCCGCACACACACAACAGCAUAAGAAAGAGUCCAAACCAAAAAAAAAAAAAAAAGAGAACAAAAGAAAGGUGAGGCACCGGCGUUUCCCUUACUGCCCCCGAACCCCCGCCCUCCCAUCGCCCCCCCCCGCUUUGUCUCCAGAGGUCCAAUCAAAGGGUCCAAAGGGAAGAGGAGACAAGGAGGGAGAAGAAGCGGAGGAGGCGAAUGGUAAGACUGCAGGGGCAAAGGAAGAAGAGGAGCAGGAGGUGCGCUCAAAGCGGCGGACCAAAAAACCAAAAAGUAAACCAAAAACCAAAAGCUACUACUACUGCUACUUAUUAUGUGUAAGUGAACUGUAAACGAAACCAAAUACAGACGCCGAGGGGGGGGGGGGGGUAAGGGCCUGUCUGUCUGUUUGUCUUUAGCUGUGAUUGCCGUUGUUGUAUCGACAGACAGAAGCGGUUCCCUCCCUCGUUCCUUUUACCUGGACGGAUACGAAUACUGUAUGAAACAACCUCAACAGACUGACUUUGAAUAUAUAUAUAUUUUUGUUUUUUGCUUUCCAUAGUGUGUCUAUUAAUGCUGUAUGGAUUUGUCUCACUGCUUUCUACUUAAUGGGGUGGGGGGGUGUUUGGUGCGGCGUGUUGCCUACUCGGGCCUUUUCUUUCUGUAGCUUCCAGGACAAAAACAGACAACCAAACCAAAUAGAACAACCAAACCAAUGCACAAAGAGUGUGUGUGCGCGCGUGUGUGUGACAGCAUGUGUCAGUAUAAAGAUAAUAACCGUAAAACACAAUACUGUCUCCCUCAUGGAGGCCUGUUGGACGGAAGUGUCGCUUAAUGCUUAUUUUACAGACUUUCAAGCUGGACCCACUUGCUUAUCCCUAAAACCAAGCGAAAGGCCAACGAGAUCUUUUAAAGCUCAUUUUGUUACCAAAUAAUGGCAAAGAUCCAUCUCGCCAUUUGCUAAAUUUGCUGUGAUUCGCUGUUAUUAACCGUCAGAUUUUAUUUUAGCUGACAAGGUUUGAGCACAGUUCACAAGAUGGCAAAGGUUUAUUAUUUGUUCCAUGUUUUGAUACCUAACAGGCCUCUGGCGGGAGGAAAGGCUCGAGGCCCGGGCUGAAAACAACACACGCGUACUGAAGGCAACCAUUGAUGAAGAUGAUGGGGGGGGGGGGGGCUGCCGUCUUAUUAGAGGCUGAAAACGUCCACUGUUAGAGGGAACGUAUCCAUUAGUUCUUCUAGGUUUUUGUAGGGGGGGGGGGGGGGGUCUAUGUUACCCAUUGCUGAUGUAUAAAGACGGGGAUUAUUAUCUCUUGACGAUGGCGACCGCAGACGACGGAUUUAAGAACCAAAAGCUUUAAAACUCUUUCUCUCUCACAGGCUCUUUGUUGAAAAAAAAUAGUAUUUGUAUUUAUUGUGUGGGGGAGGCGUGCGCUUUUCUCGGGGGUGUGAAAGACGGUCCGUUUGUAUUUUAUUAACUUCUCGCUCUUAUUUAUUGACUCCUUAUUUAUGUAUUUAUUGGAUUCUAUUGUCUUUCUGGAUCUUUGUACUAGUAUUUUCAGGGGUUGUUGUGAGCCUUGUAUCUGCAGAGGGGGGGGGGGGGGGUUGGGGGUUAUUCUUGAGAUCGCGACAAGAAGAGAAGAUGCCAAACGAAUGUUUCAAAGCAAAACCAAACCUAAAGACUGUUGUGACCUGAGACGGGGGGAGAAAGUAGCAGGGACACUGUGACGGAGGAGACGCUGUGUUUAAACCACCGCUGUGUUGCUAUUUGUCGAUAUUCAGUCCGACACGCCGGUUUAUUUUUUUAAAGACACUUUGAGUUUCCCGUCUUAGAACAGACUGGUUGCACGAGCUCCUCGUUAAUGAAGCCGCAGCCUCGUCCCCGUCGAUUAAGUCGAGGUUAAACACGCAGCGUCCACAGCGCUCCGGUACAAGUGGGGAGGAUGGAGGCCCAUUGUAGCAAGUUAGCCUCUGCUAGCAACACCAACACGUCAUUAAACAGCAUUUUGCACACACAGGUGUUGGACAGUGCUGCUUGUCCUUAUGUCCUUGUGUUGAGCUGCCAUCUAGGAUUUUGACGUUGAUGUUUUUCCAAUUUUAAUUUCCACCUUUGCAGUUAAAAGGUUUCAAAAUGGGAAUUUUGAUUUUCCCACCGUUUGCCCAAUGUUACUAAUAAUAAUGAGUUACAUUUCACUAAAAUCUCGUUACAAAUGCUAAGCUAGCAAUGGCUAGCUCGAUAGCGCGUUACAAAACAACGCCAUAGAAGACACCUACUGAUCAGCAGCUACCUUUAAUAAAUAGACUCAGUCAUGUGACAGCUUGUGAUGCUAACUUCUCCUCGCGAGUCUUGUUGUUACCGUAUUCAUCACUCGUCUAUUACGAAGAGCUCGUGCAACCCGGUCAGCUGCUUCAGGACUUUUCCCAGAGUCGUGCUGUCAGGCGCCAGGACAACCAAACGCCGGCAGCUCCACGUUAACGUGAACCCUUAACGUUCGCCCCACUUUCGGGCUCCCGUCCCGUUGAGUGACUUUCCUCCGCUCACGUUUCCACCUGUGCUCCUGCAAAAGCUUUCUGAUUUUAAACUCUUACCUCGGAUACUCUGAUGAAAAAACAAACCAAAUAGACAUUCGAGCUUUAAUGACACACACAGCCUAAGAAGUGGGAAAAGAGACGUGACCCGUCUCACCUCAGGAGUGGGGGCGUGAAACUAAGAAGGUGUUCACUUGUUCUUAUGGCUUUAACAGAAUACACCACGUCCUGGUGGCUGUGUAAGGUGUGUGUGUGUGUGUGUGUGUGUUCAUCACUGCCGUCGGAGGAAAGCAUCUCAACUCCCAUGUUUUAUUUAAAAGAUGAACUUGUGCUGUAGAGGAAGCAAAUAUCCACUGCAGAGCUUCAAAUCUGCGCGGGACAUUUCGAUUUUUACGGUUGGUGUUUUUCUCCGGCGGCGGUGCAGCUCUACGUGUGCCUGUGUAGUCCGGCUCGGCUGGGAUGGACAGAGAAUGAUACCAAAGUUAAAACUAGCACAGUGAGAGGCUGCACUACAGACACAACACACACACAGUCAUUCCGCGUGUAAAUACACAUUCAGGACUCUUGUUAGGGACUGUAUGCUAAAAUGUCGUCAAUAUGAAAUCACUGUCAGACAAUAAGAGCACUUCAGGCCUUGACAGUUUUCUACUGUAGUUCUUCUGUGGCUGUGAAUGUUCAUUUUAAUACUCUGUUCAACUUUCCAAGUCACCGUGACUGAUUAAAGACUUUGUUUGCUUUUCUUUUGCCUUGAGAACAUGAAAUGUAAAACCUGACGUUAAAAAAAGAGAGAGAAUAACUUCAGUCGAUCAUUCUUUGCCCCGUUUCGUCGCUCAUUUAUUUAGGAAAAAGAAUACAAAAGAAACAUUUUCCUUUCUAUUUUUACUACAAUGCAGCUUAAAUCCAAAGGUUAAGAGGACAGCAAAGAUAAAUUUUACUGCUAAAGAAAAAAACCUCAAUAGUGAAAACCAAAGAGCUCCACUGUAUCUUCUCACCUUCAUUUUCUUUUUGUACAACUACCAUGUUUUUUUUUCUGAUGGCUGUGAACUCCAAAAGUAUUCUUCAAUAUAGCCUAAUGGUGAUGAUGAUGAUGAUGAUGGCGAUGAACAGAAAAGAUGAAACAAACUCCGCUCUGUAAGCUUUAGUACCUGUUUUUCUGUUUUGAAGUAUGCUUACGAUAUGCUGUUCUUUGACCUCGAGGCUCUCUCUGUCUGAGUUGAUUCUAUAAACUGAUUCUGUUGGAAACGUUUGAGUUUGAAACUGCUCCCUAAUGUCCUUGAACUCAUCGCUCUCUGUGUGCCUGUUUUUUGGGGGGCCAGGGAAACGGGGACAAAACAAACCUGUAAGUGUUAGGAAUAAAGUGCGAAUUAGACCAACGUCA
This is a messenger RNA of Gasterosteus aculeatus aculeatus (three-spined stickleback), 8385 nucleotides long. RefSeq names its product POU domain, class 2, transcription factor 1. Gene Ontology annotation, cellular component: nucleus. The record is from RefSeq and is a predicted model, not a curated record. NCBI's taxonomy places the organism in Eukaryota, Metazoa, Chordata, Actinopteri, Perciformes, Gasterosteidae. Gene Ontology annotation, molecular function: RNA polymerase II cis-regulatory region sequence-specific DNA binding; DNA-binding transcription factor activity, RNA polymerase II-specific. Gene Ontology annotation, biological process: regulation of transcription by RNA polymerase II.